Messenger RNA from Daktulosphaira vitifoliae (grape phylloxera), 1352 nucleotides. RefSeq lists its product as uncharacterized. The transcript has 11 exons. Bases 624 to 1295 code for a protein of 223 amino acids. Lineage: Eukaryota; Metazoa; Arthropoda; Insecta; Hemiptera; Phylloxeridae. The record is from RefSeq and is a predicted model, not a curated record.
ACAUUAUUUUUUAUCAAUCCUUUAAAUUAUCUACUUAUCGAAACCUUAUAUUUAUGAAUUGAAAAAAAGUUAUACUAAAGUGUUACUAAACUUAUUUGUUGAGAAAAUGAUAGUUAUCAACGUUACAGAUGUUAACCAUGGUACGUACUCGGACCGGUUCAUAUUAUCAACGCAUGAUUCCGCACUACAUCAUUAGUGUGGUUAUCUGUACUAUCGACCGAUCAGCUGUUACACACGUACACACCACUCACGCACAUAGAUACAUAGUAUAGUAAAAAAAAUAAAGUAUAGUAUUGAAUAGUGGAAUAGUCAUCUAUUGGUAAAAAUUGUAUACUUUUAAAUUGACUGCACUAAAUGCAGCAAAUUGUAAAACAAAUUUUUAGUUCUUUGGUCAUCAUAGUGUUGUUAAUGGAAAUCGUGCUUAAUUUGAGUAGUUUACUUGUUUUUACACUAAUCCUAAUUUUCUUUAAGCUACUAAAGAGACAUUUAUUGUGGUUUAAUGCUACUAAUUAGCCAAUGUAUUUUAAUCAAUUACGAUAGUAAAAAAAUUGUUUGUUACCAAAAUUGUAGUUCCUUAAGUAUAUUUAUUAUUGUCGUGGUCUGUGUUUUUUAGUUUCGCAGCUAUGCGACUUAUUAGUUAUUACAAGUUUUAUAAAUUUAUUAUUUAUUUCAUUGUUGACAUUGGGCCAAUGCACAACGGUCAUAAAGAACUUGAGGAUAUAAAACAGUUAUCAUCGUAUGGGUAUUUGUUGUUUUAUGUUAUAACAAUAAGAAGAAAAAUGUCAAUUAGUUUUAUAGCUCUGUUAUUUUUGUGUGUUGUAAAUGAAAUAUCCAGUGAUGACAUCGAUGAUUCAAAAGAAGAAGAAGUCUUAAAAAAUUUAACAAAAAUAAUGGCCUACACAAACUGUUUAUUGAUGGAUCUAAACAAUAAUGAUCUAUAUGCUAUGGUUCCAUUUAUGAUUGAAAAUACUGGUAAAACAUUUGAGGAAUUAGAAAUUUACUUUGUUCCACCAAUUGAUGACAUAACUAGUGUAGCAGCUCGAGAACAAGUAAUUCAAGAUAAUCUCGGUGACUUUUAUUGUAGAACGGGACUUGACAUGAUAGAAUCUGAGAAGUGCCCGAAAGAUGUAGAAACAACUUUGUACAAGGAAUAUCAAAAUCGCUAUAUAUUGAUGAAAGAAAUCUACAAUAUUUUCGAUUAUGAAAUCGAAGAUUUAAAUAAUAAUGAAUUAAUAGAUCGUAAAUACAGUCUAGAAUGCAAAGAUAAUGAAAAUUCUGAUUGUAAUACUGAAUAAAUGAAUAAACUCAAUCAAUAACUUCAUUACUAAAUGUUGCCAUGUAAAAUUUUUUGU